Messenger RNA from Trichoplusia ni (cabbage looper), 1246 nucleotides. It is a transcript of the gene scat, whose product is annotated as vacuolar protein sorting-associated protein 54-like. The coding region runs from base 146 to 1231 and encodes 361 amino acids. The transcript is spliced from 2 exons. NCBI's taxonomy places the organism in Eukaryota, Metazoa, Arthropoda, Insecta, Lepidoptera, Noctuidae. Gene Ontology annotation, cellular component: GARP complex. Gene Ontology annotation, molecular function: syntaxin binding. Gene Ontology annotation, biological process: Golgi to vacuole transport; retrograde transport, endosome to Golgi. The record is from RefSeq and is a predicted model, not a curated record.
GUCAAUGUCACAACCUCAUAUCGUGUCAUGUCUGUCACUUUUUAUUUACCAUGUCAUGAGCUUGGAUUUACGAAAUUUUAUAUAUCUACGUUAAUUACCUUGAAAAUAUAAAUAAUUAUUCUAGUUUUUUCCAAACAAAGAUGGUAUGGAGGACAACUCUAUAUCCUGUAAAAAGCCUACAUGGCAAAACUGUGUUCACUGUCCCAGACUACUUUUCACUUCUGCCACGGAAUUUGAAAGGCAUGUUCAAGAAAAGCACAGCAUUAAAGAAGGAUCAAUCAUACUCUGUCAAUAUGGUCAAAAUGGAAUGUGUUCAGCUUUGCAAUUCGGUGAUUUGCGGAAAGCGGGCUUUAAGUAUCAUGUAAGAGAAUAUCACUUGUAUACAAAAGAUUUGAAUGAUGAUUGGACCUUCUAUUCUUCCUCACAAAACCUUCCAGCAGUAUUAAACGACCCCAAUAGAGGUAAACAGAGCAAUUUCUUCACGAAGACAUGGGGUGACAGUUUUAUUGAAAAGGUUGAUAUAUACCCUAGUCCAUAUUUACCUGAAAUCACUUUAGCACAUUUUGAAUCAUACUGUAAGAGAGUUGCAAAGAAAUAUCGCCGUCAUUGUAGGCUCAAAGAAACAAUUCCAGUUAAAAACAAAACUCCUGUAGUAGAAAAUGUUUGUGAAGUACCUAAUAUAUUUUAUGAACAAUCAUUGCCAUUGAAUGACCCAGAGGUAUUUAGCAAAGUUUUUCCUAGUCUAUGUAAUUCUGAAGAACCUAGUUCCGCAAUAAGAUCUCUUCAGGAAGUAUUGAGUACAUACCUAGAUGUUAUAGAGAUGAAAAUCUCAAAACAAGUAGCCCAAAAAUCAGAUGCAUUUUUUCAUGCAAUGUUGUCUCAUGAUACAAUAAUGGAGCAGAUGGCAAGAGCAGUAAAUACUGUUAGAAAAACUAGAAAAAAUAUCACAGAUGUAAAAGGUAAUUUGACUGAAUGUCCCCUGAAACUAGCAAGCUUGACCAGGAUAAACCAUAAUCUCAUGAAUGUCCAUGAACUGUUAAAAUUAAUGGGUACUGUCCAACAAACUCAACCAAUGAUACAGCUUCUUUUAAGCACAUCCGAUUAUGUAGCAGCUUUAGACUUGAUUAGUUCUACACAAAAAGUAUUGUCUACCCAUUUAUCAGGCAUUCAAGCAUUUCGUCACUUAUCUCCACAAUUAGCUGAAAUGAAGCGAUUAAUACAUAAAUGUUAAGUAAUGAAUUUUUAA